AUGGACCCUUUAUGUCAUCUACGACCGGAAUCUAAAAGCAACCAGGUGAAAUGUGACUUGGAAGGCAGCCAGAAUGAUGGGUGCAGCAAUUGUCGUCGCUUCAAUCAAUCUUGCAUACGGCGCACUGGCCUGCGCAAACGAGUGAAGCGGACAAGAGAGGACCCUGCACCACAAUAUUUAAGUCCUGUCAAUUCAUCUGUGGAUGCUGAGGACUUACCUCCAAAUGCCAAGUCUCCGCGAAUUCUGUCACCACAGAACGGCGAAGCAACAAAACAAGACCAAGGCCAAUCCAAGCCGCAACCGGGAUUCAUUGCAGAUCAUUCGGUUCUGGCUUGUGAUAUUCCGACACAGCCGACAAUAUCGGAGGAAUCGCUAUCUCAUUCGAGGAGCAUCACAAAUGCAAUUCUGGUCGCGACUGAAGCGGCAGUACUACCCGUCACUCCUCUUCGAAGAGCACUGACUGAUGUCUUUUUUGAACAUGUAUUCCACAACUACCCUGUUAUCAACCGUGAGGAUAUCGCAGAUUCAGGCUCAUCUGUUCUCCUGCAGCAAGGGAUUUGCCUUGCUGGGAGCUUAAUGAGACAUGGUCCAGCAAAUCUCCAGCUUUCACAUUCACUAUAUGAAAAGGUAAAAACCCUCAUUUACCUAAAUUUUGAGCCCGACAAUCUCGCAACUCUGAAGACAAUGUGUCUCCUAUCGUGUUGGAGUGUGAAGCCACCCGAUAAGAUUAGUUUGGAUGGGCCCUGGUACUGGACAGGAGUGGCUUCAAGGCUUGCCAUCCAGAUGGGUCUUCACCGAGAGUCGACCUACACCAAUAACCCCCAAAAUCAUUGCCUACGUCGGAUUUUCUGGCAACUUCAUAACAGCGAGCAAUUACAAGUUGCCUGUUGGGGUCGUCCACCAUCCUUCAGCUCGAGAUAUCUCACUGUCAGAUCACCUACACUAGAAGAUUUUGAGGUACCAAACGUGCAAGCCCAAGUUUUUAUACACGCAACAAAGAUAUGUACCAUUAUUGGAGAAAUUGGAGAGCUUCACCUAGAACGGCGGCCAGUCGCCUUCCACGAAGUCUUCGUGCUCACUCAGGCACUGUGCAGCUGGGUGCGCGAGCUCCCCGACGAGCUUUGCCUUUAUAAUUCUGAAGGUGAUAGAAACGACUUCUGUCGGCUAGUAUCUGAGCUAUUCAUCAAAUAUUUUGCAGCAAUCAUUUUGCUGCAGCUCCUCCAGAAUGAAGUCAACCAACAGAGCCGUACAACAAUGCGGUCACUUGUUGCGGCAUCUUGCAUGGCUAAGCUCUAUGAAGAGAUUUAUUACAGAGAGCAGACGUGCUUUUUGCUCCCUAUCCAUGGAUUUCUUUGUAUGAUCGCAUCGCUCCCACAGAUAUACUAUCAGCCACAGUCUGCACAGAAGAAGACAACCCGGAAGGAGGAAAUUGAUAUCUUACGGUCCAUAAUGAAAAUCAUGAGAGGUAAAUACGGCGGAGCUACAAUGGUGUUGGCUAAAAUUCAACGGCUGGAGAAAGAGGUCAAAGCUUCAACAGAUCGAUAUCUUCUGGAAACAGACGCUAUUGGGCUAUCUGGUGAUGGUAUCCUGCAGGAUCCGAGUGAAUGCCUAGAAGAACUCUUCCCAUUUCCUUCCGCUGCAUGUGCUCACAUGGAUUUUAUUAAGCAAAGUGGAGGGGUGCAACAAGACUUCAUGCCUCAGGAUUUUGUUCCGAUGGAGGAUGAGUGGGCGAGAUGGCUGGUCUCGGAAGGCCAUAGCUUUGUGGACUUGUUUGGAAUGUACUCUAAGGAGUGUGACAUUGUGGAAGAGCCAAAUGCUUAA
Penicillium concentricum is the source of this 1821-nucleotide messenger RNA. Its product is annotated as fungal specific transcription factor domain-containing protein. Bases 1 to 1821 code for a protein of 606 amino acids. The transcript has 3 exons. Gene Ontology annotation, molecular function: zinc ion binding; DNA binding. The record is from RefSeq and is a predicted model, not a curated record. Gene Ontology annotation, biological process: DNA-templated transcription. Lineage: Eukaryota; Fungi; Ascomycota; Eurotiomycetes; Eurotiales; Aspergillaceae.